Dovyalis caffra is the source of this 684-nucleotide messenger RNA. The record is from the annotation of a GenBank genome assembly. NCBI's taxonomy places the organism in Eukaryota, Viridiplantae, Streptophyta, Magnoliopsida, Malpighiales, Salicaceae.
AUGGGAAUUACCAUGAUCAAAUCUCUCAGCUUCUUUGCCAUUCUUUUGAUGGUAAACUCCCUUUUAUUCAUUGAGACUACUGAAGCUCGUCCCUUCAACAUCAUGAAGUCAAGAAACUCUGCUGCUAGCAGAGCUAUUGGGAGUUUCUUUGAUGGGUUAUCACUUGGAGAAAUCAAACAAUCGGGCCCAAGUCCUGGCGUUGGACAUGGGUUUACCAACAGCGAGACACUUGGAGGAAAGAAGGCGGGUCCUAGCCCUUGCUGUGGAAACAAGCGUAGUGUUAUGGGACCAGAUUCAAUUCUACAAGGGGCCUGGACUAUGCUUGCGGGUCGGGUGCCGAUUGCAAAUCAAUUAAUUCAGCCCAAUACUAAGGUUUCUCAUGCUUCUUAUGCUUUCAAUCUACCUAACAUGGAAAUUACCAUGCUCAAAUCUCUCAGCUUCUUUGCCAUUCUUUUGAUGGUAAACUCCCUUUUAUUGAUUGACACUACUGAAGCUCGUCCCUUCAACAUCAUGAAGUCAAGAAACUCUGCCGCUAGCAGAGCUAUUGAGAGUUUCUUUGAUGGGUUAUCACUUGGAGAAAUCAAACAAUCAGGCCCAAGUCCUGGUGUUGGACAUGGGUUUACCAACAGUGAGACACUUGGAGGAAAGAAGGCGGGCCCUAGUCCUUGCUGUGGACACAAGUAG